AUGUCUUCUCCCCCAGAGCAUUUAGAACCUUCGCAACCCACACAACCACCCCUCACAUACAACUGCACACCCUUCCAAAUCAGCAGUCAGCACGCGGCGGACCUCUAUCAAUCCGGCACCAAACUGUGGACCCCAGAAAAUCUAAAAUCCAUCGAAUCCCAACUAACCUCCUCUCUCACCCUAGCCUUCUUCACCGUCCAGCGUUUAGACGGCAGCAUAGUGCGUUUCCAAAACCCCAUGUUUGGUGUACAGAAACCAAUCUGGAAGCCACGCGUCAAAUUCCAAGAAUACUGGCAUCUAGUCCGCUCUCAACCCGAUGGCCCAGCCGAGAUAUACAAUUGCACCUACCUGAUCGAAUGGAUCAACCAGACGCGGCAGAAUUAUGAAGGGCCUAUUCGAAUUGCCCGGGAACUGCUUGAAAGUGGUCGGAAACGAUGGGAAGAGAGUCAGAUUUGUAGUGCCUUCGUUUCUCGGUUCCGUGGGCUUUUGAUAAAAAGCGAGCAAGAAGAUAGGGCUGCGAAAAAGGUAACAAAGCUGAUAUGCUUUGGGUUAGGUGAUCUGAACUUUAAACCGCAAGAUUGGUGGAGAAUACAGAAUAAUGCGAAAGAGAAGGAGGAGCGGCAGCUGGAGACGAGCUUGAUAGAGGGGUCGGUGAUACAUCACGCCGUUGCAUUGACGAUGGCUAACGUGAUACGCUCUUGUGCCAAACAAGGGGAUGAGAAGUUAAGAUUACUGACCCAAGAUCCACAAUACUCCGCCGAGACAAAAUUAUUGUUGCAGGAGCUUGGAUUUGAGGUCGUGGGAGACCACGGCGCGGGUGGUUUUGCAGAACUUGACGACGAGUCUGUAGUGUUCUCGGCGUUUGCUAAGGCCCCUGUCAACCAGAUUAUUGCAGAUAUCGCACGUCCUGUCGCCAUUAUAUGCCCAAGAAAGACCGGUGCUGAUACUUAUAACCAAUUCUCAAAGCCACAAGCCGACGCAGAAUCCCCACGGACAAGGCAGAUGUGGAAGGAGUACGAUAAUUGGGACUUCCUACCCUUAUCAGAAACUUUGCAGACGGAAGGGUCUCUGGAUAGGUUCGCGAUAUAUACUGGAAUUAAGGGAUAA
Molecule: messenger RNA, 1107 nt
Organism: Glarea lozoyensis ATCC 20868
Lineage: Eukaryota; Fungi; Ascomycota; Leotiomycetes; Helotiales; Helotiaceae
Exons: 3
Coding region: 1-1107 (368 amino acids)
Source: RefSeq, a predicted model, not a curated record